Molecule: messenger RNA, 771 nt
Organism: Botrytis cinerea B05.10
Lineage: Eukaryota; Fungi; Ascomycota; Leotiomycetes; Helotiales; Sclerotiniaceae
Exons: 2
Coding region: 318-617 (99 amino acids)
Source: RefSeq, a predicted model, not a curated record
GUUCGAAGCUUAAGUUAUAUAUUAUAAGGAGAUACAUCUAUUCUUUCGGAUAUUCUUCAAGAAAACCCUCUAGACUUGUUAUAAGAAGCGAACAAGCUUCCUUUUGCUUAUUCUCAUGUAAGCCUCAAGCCUCAAGCCUCAAGCCUCACGCCUCACCUCACGCCUUACACCUCACACCUCAAACUUCACACAAUUUAACAACACCACACAAUACUACAUCACAUACCACAUCACAUACCACAUCACAAAAUACAUCACCACAACACAUUCACAUCCACACACAACAAUCUAAGCCCCUUUAACCAAAAAAAAACAUCAUGACUUCAUCACAAUCAAUCCUUCAGCCAGAACAAAAAGUUCGUUCCUGGGGUUUCUCAACCGUAUACACGUGGUCGGACGGCCCAAACACCCACUACGCACCCCACUCGCACAAUACCCUGACUACCCAUCUCAUUACCGCAGGGGAAUUGACCAUCACCUAUCCGCGAGAAAAGGAUGCGCAAAAGGUUACCUAUGGCGUGGGUGAGAGAAUUGAUGUGGAGAAGGAGAGGGUUCAUGAGGUGUGGAUUGGAGAGGAGGGGUGUACAUAUGUUAUUGGAGAGUCAAUGGAUGAAUAAAUGAAUGAAUAAAUGAAUAAAUGAAUAAAUGGACGAUAUGUUUGAGUUGUUCGUAUGCAUAAUUAGUAGAUGAAAUAAAUGAUAUAUUCGAGUUCACAUGUACCUAGUUAAAGUUACAAAGAUAAAAUAAAAUAAAACGACAAUCACAAUUACA